CAACCCUAUCUAAUCCAAGGAGGUAACCUGACCGGGUGCAGGGCUCGACAGUUGAAAUUUUAUAGGCUCCAGUCAUCGUCCUUCCUUGCCGUCCUCCUUUUCACACCCGAUAAAAAAAAUAAACAAACAUUUGGAGAGAAGAAGAGAUCCGAAAGAGAGAGCGAGAGAUGGAGAGAUCUCAGAUUUCGGUAUUGUUCUUCGGAGCCCUAACCCUAGCUUUCUUGUUUGUCUCCACUUUCGCCGACGACGAUGUCUUCGUGCUCACCGAGACCAACUUCGAGAAGGAGGUCGGCCAAGAUAGCGGUGCCCUCGUCGAGUUCUACGCCCCUUGGUGUGGGCAUUGUAAGAAGCUUGCCCCUGAGUAUGAAAAGCUUGGUUCAAGUUUUAAAAAGGCUAAGUCCAUUUUGAUCGGAAAGGUGGACUGUGAUGAGCACAAGAGCCUAUGUAGCAAAUAUGGGGUUUCAGGAUACCCAACAAUCCAAUGGUUUGCAAAAGGCUCCUUGGAACCAAAAAAGUAUGAAGGCCCACGGACUGCAGAAGCGCUUGCUGAAUUUGUAAAUAACGAAGGAGGGACCAAUGUGAAGGUAGCAACUCUUCCUUCCAGUGUCAUAGUGCUGACACCAGAUAACUUCGACCAGGUUGUUCUUGAUGAAACUAAGGAUGUCCUUGUGGAGUUUUAUGCACCAUGGUGCGGUCACUGCAAAAACCUUGCUCCUACAUAUGAGAAGGUAGCUACUGCAUACAAGUUGGAAGAGGAUGUGGUAAUUGCUAACAUUGAUGCGGACAAAUACAGAGAUUUGGCUGAAAAAUAUGGAGUUAGUGGUUUUCCUACACUUAAGUUUUUCCCAAAGGGCAACAAAGCUGGUGAAGACUAUGAUGGUGGCCGGGACUUGGAUGACUUUGUUAAGUUCAUCAAUGAGAAGUGUGGCACAAACCGUGAUGCGAAAGGAAAACUGACUUCCCAGGCUGGUAUUGUUGUGAGCUUAGAUGCUUUGGUGAAGGAAUUUGUGAGUGCCGGUAGUGAUGAGCAGAAAGCAAUCCUGUCUCGGAUGGAAGAGGAGGUUGAGAAACUCAAGGGUUCAUCUGCGAGGUUCGGUAAGACCUAUCUGAAGGCUGCAAAAAGCUGCAUUGAAAAAGGUUCUGACUAUGCCAAAAAUGAAAUCGAGCGGCUCCAACGCAUGCUGGAAAAGUCGAUCAGCCCGUCCAAGGCAGAUGAGUUCAUCAUUAAGAAGAACAUCCUAUCAACUUUUGCCGCUUAGGGCCGUGCAGACUUCUUUUAUGAUUUAACGUUUUACAGAAACAUUUUGAGGUUCAUAUUAUUGUAACCAAGUGAGUCAUAAUCGAUCAGCCCAUCCAAGGCAGAUGAAUUCAUCCACUAAGAAGAACAUUCUAUCAACUUAGGGACAUGCGGGCUUCUUUUACGAUUUAAUGCUUUAGAGAAACAUUUUGAGGUUGAUAUUACUUUAACCAAGUGAGUUCUGUGUAACAGGGCCUCAUGUUGGACAUUAAAGUCUGCAUAAUCAUGGGCAAUUACCAAUGAUCUCGAUUACAUUGUUUUUAAGUGAUUUAAUCAUAAUUUACAGAGAUUGGCUUACCUUAAA
This is a messenger RNA of Elaeis guineensis (African oil palm), 1601 nucleotides long. Its product is annotated as probable protein disulfide-isomerase A6. Gene Ontology annotation, cellular component: endoplasmic reticulum. Gene Ontology annotation, biological process: protein folding. The record is from RefSeq and is a predicted model, not a curated record. NCBI's taxonomy places the organism in Eukaryota, Viridiplantae, Streptophyta, Magnoliopsida, Arecales, Arecaceae. Gene Ontology annotation, molecular function: protein disulfide isomerase activity.